UCUCUUAUUACAUGUCGUCUGAUGCCUAUAUUAUCGAUAUAUGUAGUCGGAUUAUACGUAAUUAGUAGCAAUAUGUAGUCGUUUAUGUGAUAUAUCAAACUAACAGAGAAAACUGCACUCGAAAGACACGAAAUUACCAAGGACAGAUAAGAAUGGAUCGACCAGUUUCGUCAUCGUCAGUAGCGGAGUCGUUUAUAAGUCUCACCUCAGUCAGUAUGCGCGUGUUUCCGUAGUAGCGAAUCAUUUCCAAAUGUGUCAACCUCACGAGAUUGCUACCUCGUACAAAUUCGCGGUGCAGCGAGUUUUCUCGCGUCACGUUCGAACAAACCGCGGUAACGUAGUCGACAUUUCGUCCUUUGAUCAGAAGAAGUGACGAUAAAAAAUGCGUGUUUUUUAUGGAAAACUCCGCGAAGUAUCGCAAAAAUAUCCGAUCGUACGGGGAAUGGCAUCUUAUACCGUCAUAUGGCCUACUGGAAGCUUGCUGCAACAAAAAAUCGCAGGAAACGAGGAAUUAAAUUAUAUUCAAGCUUUGAGGUUCAGCUUGUAUGGUGGUUUUUUUGUAGCUCCAACCCUCUACUGUUGGAUAAGAUGUUCCUCAUAUUUUUGGCCAAAAUCAGAUAUUAAAUCUGCUAUUACUAAAGCUUUAGUAGAACAAGUUACCUAUAGUCCUGCUGCAAUGUGUUGUUUCUUCUUUGGUAUAAACCUUUUAGAACUAAAACCUGUAUCAGAGUGUAUUCAAGAAGUUAAACAGAGGUUUUUGCCUACAUAUAAAGUUGGUGUUUGUGUAUGGCCCAUUUUACAAACUAUCAAUUUCUUCUUGGUACCAGAACACAACCGGGUAAUUUAUGUAAGUCUUUGUAGUUUAGUUUGGACAUCUUUCCUUGCAUAUAUGAAAGCAAUAGAGGGCCAGAAAUUACAGAAAGGUAUAGUAAGUAGUCACAUUAACAAUAUAAAAAAUACAAGUCGUAUUCCUGAAAAUAAGAAUACAGAAUCUGUUGUACAAAAAGAAGAUAAAAGUAAGAAGGAAUCUGCUAUACGAUAAUAAUUUUUAGGAAAUAGUUUUAGUUUAAUUAAAUAAUUUAUAUAAAUAAAUCUGUGAGAUAAAUUGAUUACAUUAAUAUAUAAUGUCCACAGAAAUACUUAUCAGUGGAGUACAAAAUGUUGUAAAAAAAGCAAGCAGAUAUCUGUUCAUGUGGUCAAUAAGUGUCUAUGUAUUGUAAUAGAUAGAUUUAAAAUAGUUAAAAAUAUAAAAUCAUGAAAGUAUA
Molecule: messenger RNA, 1265 nt
Organism: Megalopta genalis
Lineage: Eukaryota; Metazoa; Arthropoda; Insecta; Hymenoptera; Halictidae
Product: mpv17-like protein
Cellular component (GO): membrane; cytoplasm; mitochondrion
Source: RefSeq, a predicted model, not a curated record